Molecule: messenger RNA, 1835 nt
Organism: Morus notabilis
Lineage: Eukaryota; Viridiplantae; Streptophyta; Magnoliopsida; Rosales; Moraceae
Product: berberine bridge enzyme-like 8
Exons: 1
Coding region: 116-1732 (538 amino acids)
Molecular function (GO): oxidoreductase activity; FAD binding
Source: RefSeq, a predicted model, not a curated record
GUCAUUUCCUUAGCAAUUAAUUUUCUGUCUCUCUUAUUACCGAGUGAAGAAGAAAACUCCCAUUUAUUCUUGGAAAUCAGAAAAGAAAAACAAAAUCCCAGCUAUCUAAUAUCAAAUGAAGAUCCCAAUCCCCGCAAUCUUCACAAUCUUCUCAACCUUUCUUCUCCAAAUCUCAACGGAAAUUUCAGAUCAAACCCAAGAAACUCUCCUCCACUGCCUUUCUUCCCACUCCCAACAGACCACCCCACCAAUCUCCUCACUCACAUACUUCCCCAACAACUCUUCAUACUCAUCACUGCUUAAAUCACACAUCAGAAACCUCAGAUUCACAUCCCCAACAACCCCAAAACCACUCUUCAUUAUAGCUCCAACACACGUCUCUCACAUCCAAGCCACAAUCAUAUGCUGCAAAAUUCACGGCCUUCAGCUCAGAAUCCGCAGCGGCGGUCACGACUUCGACGGCCUCUCGUACAUCUCCGACGUCCCGUUCAUCAUAAUCGACAUGUUCAAUCUCCGAGCCAUAGAAGUGAAUAUCGAGGAAGAAAACGCUUGGGUUGAGUCAGGUGCAACUCUAGGCGAGCUUUAUUACAGAAUCGCGGAGAAGAGCAAAAUCCAUGGCUUCCCAGCUGGGGUUUGUCCGACUGUUGGUGUUGGAGGGCAUUUUAGUGGUGGAGGGUAUGGUAAUAUGAUGAGAAAAUAUGGGUUGUCUACGGAUAAUGUGAUUGAUGCAAAAAUAGUUGAUGUUAAUGGUAAUGUUUUGGACAGAGAAUCAAUGGGUGAAGAUCUUUUUUGGGCAAUCAGAGGUGGGGGUGGGGCUAGUUUCGGAGUUAUUGUUUCUUGGAAAAUCAAGUUGGUUUCUGUACCAGAGAUUGUUACGGUCUUUAGAGCCGAGAGGACUUGGGAACAAGGCGGUUUGGACGCUGUUCUGCAAUGGCAAGAUGUUGCGGAUAAACUCGAUGAAGGUGUUUUCAUUAGAGUGGUUUCGAUGCCGGUGAAUAGGAAGACUCAGAAGACUGUCAAGGCUAAAUUUGUUUGUUUGUUUCUUGGGAAUGCUACAACGCUUGGUCUUUUCAUGGAUGAAAGUUUGCCCAAAUUGGGUUUGAGGAAAGAGGACUAUUUUGAAAUGAGUUGGAUUGAAUCCGCUCUCUAUUGGUAUAACUACCCAAUUGGAACUCCAAUUGAUGUUUUGUUACAAAGGGUACCAAAAUCAGACAAAUUCCUCAAGAAAAAAUCGGAUUACGUGCAAGAACCAAUUCAGAGGGAGGCACUUGAAGGAAUAUGGAGAAAAAUGGUGGAGCUGAAAAAGCCAGUGCUUACAUUGAAUCCUUAUGGUGGGAAAAUGAGUGAAAUAUCCGAGCUUGCAACUGCAUUUCCACAUAGAGCAGGGAACAAGUACAAAAUCCAAUACUCAGUGCAGUGGAAAGAGGAAGGUGUUGAGACUUUGGAGCAAAAUCUUGAUCGGAUUAGAAAACUUUACCAGUACAUGACUCCUCAUGUGUCAAAAUCUCCGAGGUGUUCUUAUCUGAAUUACAGAGAUGUUGAUUUAGGUACUAAUGGAAUUGGAUAUAAUGCAAGCUACUCAGAGGCUAGCGUCUGGGGGACCAAGUACUUCAAUGGGAAUUUUGAUCGGUUGGUGGAAGUUAAGACUAAGGUAGAUCCAGGUAACUUUUUCCGAUAUGAACAAAGUAUUCCACCUCUUGUGGCUCGGACGGGUAAAAUGGCACAAUGCUAAAACUGCUAUGUGAAAGUAUGUUUUUUUUAAAUAUAUAUAUAUAUAUAUAUAAGAAUUGUUCUGGCACUUAGAAAGUGUCUAUCAGCACUUGUAUAAUCAUAUA